AGACCAAUAUGUUGCAAUAAGAAGUCCACAUAGAGAACAUACGAACAUAGACCAACCACUCAAAGAAGAUGAGAUGAACAUCCGAGAAGAGGCCUUCAUGACUAAAAUUAUCUUGGCACAAUCUUAUUUUCAAGAUAUUUGUACCGAUUAUUUGUGCCAACGUGGAAAGCAACUAAGAAGUUCUUCAUGUAACUCUUCGAGAAAUAAGAUGGCAAGAGCAUGAUAUCCCAGAUUGCAUUGGUUGGGUCCAUCCCAAAACCUGAAAAAGAAAUUCCCGAUCCCAAAUUACAAAAGCCCCACGUCAAUUUCUUCCCUUUCUCGCGCGAUGUUCGACCUUGCCGUCAACUGGGAAACCCUAUCUGCGUCGUCGACGGGAAACCCAAACGCGUUGUCCAGAAACAUCCUCAACUCUCGUUGUUGCCCUCUCACGCAGUUUCCGAUUUGGUUGCCAAGCCCCUUACCGUCGUAGGUAAUACCAUCGGAAAUCAGCCCCUGCUUAGCGCGCUGAAUCGACUUCGGGAAUAUCAUCGCCUCGCCGCCAUCGCUAGAUCUCGAACACCUGCACCUUCGGCUACCGCUAGAUCUGGAACAACCAAAACCUAGAUCUCGACACUACCAGGACUGGUAUAAAAUCAUGGAACUACCCUCUGGCCGCCGCAGUUCCACUCAAUCCUCUUCAUGAACAACUCGAAAGGUUCCCUGGUAAUGGUGGGAAAGCUGCUGGGUGACUUGGAAUGGGACAAUGAAACUUCCUUCCUUUACACUCUUUUCAUAAACCAGGAGUACCGGAAUCCUUAUACCAAAUUGGCUUGAUGGGGUUAGCUAUCUGGGCCAGAAGUAUAUGAAUGGGUUCCUCUGUAAUCUCUGUGAAAAAGUUGAUUUCAUCUGGUAUUAUGAGGAUGUUGCUAGCAAAAGACCUGUUUACUAGGCUUUCUACACGGGAUUUGUUGCUUAUGUGAAUAUGUGAUGACAUUCAAAGCGGGGAAAGAGCUGAAGGACCCUAAUUGGCAAGCCCUUCUCUACUUCAUAGAGAAUUCCACACUUUUUCGUUUUGCUUCCCCAUCUUCCGAAGGCCUGCUCAUUGGACGAGGAGCAAUGCAUGCCGGUGGCUCGUUCUAAUCGUGUUGACUAUGUACGUUUUCUCUAAUAACUUUAUUUUGUGGUU
Cuscuta campestris is the source of this 1165-nucleotide messenger RNA. The record is from the annotation of a GenBank genome assembly. NCBI's taxonomy places the organism in Eukaryota, Viridiplantae, Streptophyta, Magnoliopsida, Solanales, Convolvulaceae.